AUGGAUUAUGUGACGUGCAAUGUCAGUACAAAGGAAGACAGCCGCAUGGCAGAGAGUUCCUCCUUUCUCCAGAGAACUUUGAUGUUCACGAUGGAUCAUCCCAAUAUGACCCACUCUGUCCUUGCUGUGGCCAGUCAUAGCCCUGAAAUGUCCACUACUGAGAAAAGUGGCGGGAAUGGAAAUGAAUACUUCUAUAUCCUGAUUGUUAUGUCCUUCUAUGGAGUCUUUCUCAUGGGAAUAAUGCUGGGCUACAUGAAAUCCAAGAGGAAAGAAAAGAAAUCCAACUUGCUGCUGCUUUACAAAGACGAAGAGAGGGAGUGGGGCCAAGCGAUCAGGCCCCUGCCGACCAUCUUGGACCUGAAGUCGGUGCAGAUCCCAAUGAUGCUGAACAUGCUGCAGGAGAGCAUGGCCUGCUCCCUCUGUUCCAUGGAAGGGAGCAGCGUGAGCGAGUCUUCAUUGCCAGAUGUUCACCUCACAAUCCAAGAGGAAGCAGCUGAUGCCGACCUGGGGGAAACGGCUGAAGCACCCUUCCUGAAUGGCAGCAGCGAAGGGUCUUCAGAAAGCAUCCACCAAAGUUCCUAG
This is a messenger RNA of Gekko japonicus, 582 nucleotides long. RefSeq names its product potassium channel, voltage gated subfamily E regulatory beta subunit 4 (gene KCNE4). The record is from RefSeq and is a predicted model, not a curated record. Lineage: Eukaryota; Metazoa; Chordata; Lepidosauria; Squamata; Gekkonidae. Gene Ontology annotation, cellular component: membrane. Gene Ontology annotation, biological process: ventricular cardiac muscle cell action potential; membrane repolarization during action potential; regulation of ventricular cardiac muscle cell membrane repolarization. Gene Ontology annotation, molecular function: voltage-gated potassium channel activity involved in ventricular cardiac muscle cell action potential repolarization; transmembrane transporter binding; delayed rectifier potassium channel activity. The transcript is spliced from 2 exons. The coding region runs from base 1 to 582 and encodes 193 amino acids.